AUAACAAUAUACUUGAGAUUAUGAAUCUCAAGUAUAACAAUACAGUGUUAGUGAAUGAACUGCUUGUGAAAAUAUUGCAUCUUAUUGCUGUCAACUCUCUUUUCUUUGCAGAUAGUAUUUAUCUUUCGCUAGAAGUGGAAUGAAGGAACAGACAAUGGGAAUACACUCAAGAUAACACUCCUGGACAAGGUGUCUUAUGGCUAUUUUGAGUUGAUUUAUAUCUGUAUCUUUUAUGAUUUUUACAUACAAAGGAUUUAUUUUUCUUUUGGAUAUACUCAAAAUACAAAAUUGUUUCUUGUUGGAAACUUUUUACUUUUGAAAACUAUACACCAUGGGAGACAUGGCCAACAACUCAGUGGCAUAUGGUGGUGUAAAAUAUGCUAUAAAAGAUUCUAAUCAUGGAGAUUUUGGUAUUACACUUGAAGAGCUUCGUACACUUAUGGAACUGCGAGCUGCUGAUGCUUUGCAUAAAAUACAAGAAUGCUAUGGAGAUGUAUAUGGAAUCUGUACAAGAUUGAAAACUUCUCCUAAUGAAGGCUUAAGUGGAAAUCCAGCAGAUAUAGAGAGGAGAGCAGCUGUAUUUGGGAAGAAUUUUAUACCUCCUAAAAAGUCAAAAACAUUUCUUCAGUUAGUAUGGGAAGCACUACAGGAUGUUACGUUAAUAAUUUUAGAAAUUGCAGCCAUAAUAUCAUUGGGCCUUUCUUUUUACCAACCUCCAGGAGGAAACGAUGCAUUAUGUGGAACAGUAUCAGUUGGAGAAGAAGAAGAAGAAGGUGAAACAGGAUGGAUUGAAGGAGCUGCAAUCCUCCUGUCUGUCGUUUGUGUGGUAUUAGUCACAGCUUUUAAUGACUGGAGUAAAGAGAAGCAGUUCAGGGGAUUGCAAAGCCGCAUUGAACAAGAACAGAAGUUUACUGUCAUCAGGGGUGGCCAAGUCAUCCAGAUACCUGUAGCUGACAUAGUUGUUGGUGACAUUGCACAAGUAAAAUAUGGUGACCUUUUACCAGCUGAUGGUGUACUUAUACAAGGCAAUGACCUCAAAAUUGAUGAAAGCUCGCUCACUGGAGAAUCUGAUCUUGUUAAGAAAGUGUUGGAUCGAGACCUUAUGAUGCUCUCAGGUACACAUGUUAUGGAAGGUUCUGGAAGAAUGGUAGUUACUGCUGUAGGGAUAAACUCACAAACUGGAAUUAUCUUUACUUUACUUGGUGCUGGAGGGGAAGAUGAAGAAGAAAAAAAGGAAAAAGAGAAAAAGGACAAGAAAAGUAAAAAACAAGAUGGUGCUAUUGAAAAUCGUAAUAAAGCAAAAGCUCAGGAUGGUGCAGCUAUGGAAAUGCAACCUUUGAAGAGUGAAGAUGGUAUAGAUGGAGAUGACAAAAAAAGAAAUAAUAUGCCUAAGAAAGAGAAAUCAGUUCUACAGGGGAAACUCACAAAGCUAGCAGUUCAGAUUGGCAAAGCAGGGUUGCUGAUGUCUGCUGUCACAGUCAUCAUUCUUGUAUUAUAUUUUGUAAUUGAUACCUUCUGGAUCCAGAAGCGUCCUUGGAUUGCAGAUUGUACACCAAUAUAUAUUCAGUAUUUUGUGAAAUUCUUCAUCAUUGGUGUUACUGUUUUGGUUGUGGCUGUUCCAGAGGGUCUUCCACUUGCAGUAACUAUCUCUCUGGCUUACUCUGUAAAGAAAAUGAUGAAAGAUAACAAUUUGGUCAGACAUCUGGAUGCUUGUGAAACAAUGGGAAAUGCAACAGCCAUUUGCUCAGAUAAAACAGGAACCCUGACAAUGAACAGAAUGACAGUGGUCCAAGCAUAUAUCUCUGAAAAGCAUUAUAAAAAAAUUCCUGAAGUGCAAGCUAUUCCUGAUAAAACCUUAUCAUAUCUUGUAACAGGAAUCUCUGUUAAUUCUGCUUAUACUUCCAAAAUCUUGCCUCCUGAAAAAGAAGGUGGCCUUCCUCGCCAUGUUGGUAAUAAAACUGAAUGUGCCUUGCUGGGAUUCCUUCUGGAUUUAAAACGAGAUUACCAGGAAGUUAGAAAUGAAAUACCAGAAGAAGCGCUCUAUAAAGUCUACACCUUCAACUCUGUUAGGAAAUCUAUGAGUACUGUGUUAAAGAACUCUGAUGGCAGUUUCCGGAUCUUCAGCAAGGGUGCUUCAGAGAUAGUACUUAAAAAGUGUUUCAAGAUACUAAGUGCUAAUGGUGAACCAAAAGUAUUCAGACCAAGAGACCGUGAUGAUAUUGUAAAAACUGUUAUAGAACCUAUGGCAUCAGAGGGACUCAGAACUAUAUGUCUAGCAUUCCGAGACUUCCCAGCUGGAGAACCUGAACCAGAAUGGGAUAAUGAAAAUGAUAUUGUCACUGGUCUUACAUGCAUUGCUGUUGUAGGCAUUGAAGAUCCUGUGAGACCUGAGGUACCAGAUGCAAUUAAGAAAUGCCAGCGUGCUGGUAUAACUGUCCGUAUGGUUACUGGUGACAAUAUUAACACUGCUCGUGCUAUUGCGUUAAAAUGUGGUAUUUUGCAUCCUGGCGAAGACUUCUUAUGCCUGGAAGGCAAAGAAUUCAAUAGACGAAUACGUAAUGAAAAAGGAGAGAUAGAACAGGAGCGAAUAGACAAAAUUUGGCCCAAACUUCGGGUACUUGCAAGGUCUUCUCCCACUGACAAACAUACACUGGUGAAAGGAAUAAUAGAUAGCACAGUUUCAGAGCAAAGGCAGGUUGUAGCAGUGACUGGUGAUGGAACCAAUGAUGGCCCAGCAUUAAAAAAAGCAGAUGUUGGCUUUGCUAUGGGCAUUGCUGGAACUGAUGUAGCUAAAGAAGCUUCUGAUAUUAUUCUUACAGAUGACAACUUCUCAAGCAUUGUUAAAGCAGUUAUGUGGGGGCGAAAUGUGUAUGAUAGUAUCUCCAAAUUCCUUCAGUUCCAGCUUACUGUUAAUGUAGUAGCUGUAAUUGUUGCUUUCACAGGAGCAUGUAUUACACAAGAUUCUCCACUUAAAGCUGUUCAGAUGUUAUGGGUAAAUCUCAUAAUGGAUACCCUGGCUUCACUUGCUUUGGCAACAGAACCCCCCACAGAAGCACUUUUGCUGAGAAAACCUUAUGGUAGAAAUAAACCUCUCAUCUCACGGACCAUGAUGAAGAAUAUUCUGGGCCAUGCUUUCUAUCAGCUUGUGGUUGUCUUCACACUGUUGUUUGCUGGUGAACAAAUCUUUGAUAUUGAUAGUGGAAGAAAUGCACCUCUUCAUGCUCCUCCUUCAGAGCACUACACAAUUGUGUUUAAUACAUUUGUGAUGAUGCAGCUAUUUAAUGAAAUAAAUGCCCGAAAAAUUCAUGGUGAAAGGAAUGUAUUUGAAGGAAUUUUCAAUAAUGCUAUAUUCUGUACUAUAGUUCUUGGAACAUUUAUUGUACAGAUAGUUAUUGUACAGUUUGGUGGGAAGCCUUUCAGUUGCUCUGAGCUUACAGUAGAACAGUGGUUGUGGUCAAUUUUUCUAGGAAUGGGAACACUUCUUUGGGGCCAGUUGAUAUCAACUAUUCCAACCAGUCAUUUGAAAUUCCUUAAAGAAGCUGGCCAUGGAACACAAAAGGAAGAGAUUCCUGAAGAAGAGUUAGCAGAAGAUGUGGAAGAAAUUGAUCAUGCUGAAAGAGAGCUAAGGCGUGGUCAGAUCUUAUGGUUUAGGGGUCUAAACAGGAUACAAACUCAGAUGGAUGUAGUGAAUGCUUUCCAGAGUGGAACUUCCAUUCAGGGGGCUCUAAGGCGGCAACCUUCCAUCGCCAGUCAGCAUCAUGAUGUAACAAAUAUUUCUACCCCUACACAUAUCCGAGUGGUGAAUGCAUUUCGUAGUUCCUUAUAUGAAGGAUUGGAAAAACCUGAAUCCCGAAGUUCAAUCCACAAUUUUAUGACUCAUCCUGAGUUUAGAAUAGAAGAUUCUGAAACUCAUAUUCCACUUAUUGAUGAUACUGAUGCUGAAGAUGAUGCUCCAACAAAACGCAACUCAACUCCUCUUCCACUGUCACCCAACAAAAAUAACAAUGCGGUUAAUAGUGGAAUUCAUCUUACGACAGACUUGAGUAAGUCUGCUACCUCUUCAUCCCCAGGGAGCCCACUGCAUAGUUUGGAAACAUCACUCUGAUUGUAUGCUGAAUGUUAACACACUAGCUGCAUUUAAAGAAACAUACUGAAACUGGGCUUUUUCCCUCAUUAUGAUGGACAAGAUGGUAUUCUUGUCUCGGACUUCAACAAGAAGAUAAAAUUGUACGAAUGUAGAUUUAUUUUUUUAAAAAGAAGCUUUCUGCCAGACUUCAGGGUGCUUUUCUGGGGAGGGGAAAGUGGGAGUAAUAAUGAACUCUGACAGAUAAACAGUAACUUGCUUAUGUGUCCUGUGGAUCAUUAGCUGUACUUAAGAAUGGCCCAUAAGAAUGUCUUACCAGAACUUAUGUUCUUAAUUCCUUUGAGGAGAGGGCUGGAUUGGGCAGAAGAGCCCAGGAUCACCAAAUUUAUAAUUUUCAUUUCUGCUGUUGGCUGUUAAUAAUUAUUUAUGUUUAUAAAUAAUGCAGAUCUGUUUACAAGGUUUGUAGAUACUUUUUUGUUCCUGUUCAGACAUGGGAAGUUUCCUUAUAAAUGAUGUAGAAAAAAUUAGUCCAUCAAAUACUGCUGUAUUUUCAGGAAAGGGUGUUUCUAUUGAAACUGUACUAAAAAUUUGCCUGCAAUUUACUUUGUUAAAUAUUGUAGAUAAAAUUGCUACUACUAAUAGCCAAAUAGAUAACACUAAUGCUUUGUAAAAACAUGAGCAAUGGUGUUCUAAUGAAGUUAUGGCCUCUGUCCUAAUUAGUUUCUUAAACAUUUACUAUUUAAUGGUUUUGAAACAAUUGUAAAAAUUUUAAAAAUUCAGAACUUGCUGAACAUGUUCAGAAUUUAAUAGAGGAUUGUUUAAUGCAGGACCUAUGAUGGAACUUGCUUGAAAUACUUCUGUUAUCUCAGGCAAAAUGGAUUAAAUCAAAAUACAUCAGAACCUUAGUCCUUUUUGUUUUUGUCUAGAAACAAUAGCUUGGUGAACUGUGAGUGGAGCUGUUUAUUUUUCUGACCUAAAUAUCUUUAUAGCAUGAAGGCUAUUGGUAUUUGGAAAGUUAUGAAUAGUUACCAUACACUGCUUUGAAAUUCAUUUGAGUUAAAAUAAAUCACCCCUUUUGAUAAAAUAAAUAUGCGGCAAUGUUUUUUACAGAAUCCAGCAUUUUUACAAAUAUUAGGUUUUGGUGGCUUCACUAGAUGCUAAAGAACAAAGACUGUGGACUGUUUCUGAUUUUAUGCAGAAGAGGUGCUCUGGAAUACGUGGAAGUAUGAAUACAACAUCUAUGUGUAACACUUUAAAGCUGCCAUGCAGUCCAAGAAAAAAAAAGUUGUAGACAGAUUUUCUUUGCAUUCCUGCAAGUUCCAAAACCCUUAUUGCUGAUCUGAUCUGAAGCACUGCACAGUCCAAUCCUCAUUCACAAGAGUGAGAGAGAGAAAUAAAUCACCAUAGAAACUUUUUCCACUCUAAAAAAAAAUAUGAAUAAAAGUAUGUUCUCCUGUAUGCCUAUCUUUGACAAUUUGUUUUUCUUAACCAAUAAUAGAAAGUGUCCAUUUUUCUUUUUGUGUUUAUUAUCAGUGUCUAAUUUUAAUUUUUGAUUUCUAAUGAUUUGGGAUAUUUUUUUUUCUUUUUGCCAAUAUAGCCCAUAGAGUAAGGAUAAAUAACUUACUGAAAAUAUAGCGCAGGUAAGCAGAAACAAGAUCCUCUGUGAUAAUAUCUUAUAUUUUCUCAAUCAUGACAGAAUAAUUUUCUACUCUUCAGAAUGAUCUUCUUAUAAUUUUUUUUGCAAAGAGAUGUAUAUUCCUCAUAAGAGAACCUGGAAUAUGUCUGCUGCUAAACCAGACAUUAACUUGUCAGGGAACUGAGCUAACAAAGGAAGAAGAGAAUGAAUGCAUUUUAAAUUUAGUAUAUAGUAUUUAAGCACCUCAAGAAUAUGAUAGUCACAUCUGUGAGCAUUAGCUUGUCUUCUGGGGAAGCAAUUUGAAACCCGUGUAAUAUUACAGCUAGAUUUUAUAAUUCAGUUUUCAAGUAAAAUAUACAGGGAUUUGAUAAUGGUUAAUUGUCCUUUCAUUGGACACUACAUAAGAUUUUGCAUAUUGUAUCCAAAUAUCAAUCAUUCAUUUUCUAGUUGGUUUGUCCUUUAUCCUAUUUAGAGAAGAUACUAUUUAUGCUGAUACUUUAUAUAGUAAUUAUUUUCAGAUUCUUAUUUUGUAAGUGGAUAAGAAGUAUGGUUUGGAAAGGUAGUAUUUAUGUAACUGGGAGAAUGAUGUAACUGCAACACACAUUGAAGAAUGAGAUGUAAUUGUUCAAACUAUCUCAGCUGUGUAUGAUUCAUUAUAGUUGUUAUUUUUAAAACUUGUUAUUUGGAAAGAUUUUUCUUUUAAUGGUAAUAAUCAUUAUUUGAAUGUCCAAACUCUAGAGUUAAUUCUACAGGUCAUACCUCAAGGAGAAAUUUAAUUUACUCACAAAUUAACUUUUUCAAUCCUGUUGACUGCAGUACAUUGAGUCUUAAUAGUAAGUGUAAUCUAAUACCAAGGAUAUUUGUUCUAUAAUUUUACUACUAUGAAAGCAACAUAAUUUCAUUAUUUAUUAAAGUAGUUAUUACUGCUUCUCAAUUACUGACCCCACAUUGCUUUUCCGGGUUGUAAGGCUUACUUUCAUUUUGCUUGAUGUAACUUAAAUAAAUAAAUAUGCUGUUUAUCUGUCUCUGGAUGGGGACU
Messenger RNA from Protobothrops mucrosquamatus (brown spotted pit viper), 6759 nucleotides. It is a transcript of the gene ATP2B1, whose product is annotated as ATPase plasma membrane Ca2+ transporting 1. The record is from RefSeq and is a predicted model, not a curated record. Gene Ontology annotation, molecular function: P-type calcium transporter activity; PDZ domain binding; ATP hydrolysis activity. The transcript is spliced from 21 exons. The coding region runs from base 332 to 4105 and encodes 1257 amino acids. Gene Ontology annotation, biological process: regulation of cytosolic calcium ion concentration; calcium ion transmembrane transport. Gene Ontology annotation, cellular component: intracellular membrane-bounded organelle; membrane. Lineage: Eukaryota; Metazoa; Chordata; Lepidosauria; Squamata; Viperidae.